Molecule: messenger RNA, 6478 nt
Organism: Oryzias melastigma (Indian medaka)
Lineage: Eukaryota; Metazoa; Chordata; Actinopteri; Beloniformes; Adrianichthyidae
Gene: atg9b
Product: autophagy related 9B
Exons: 13
Coding region: 532-2961 (809 amino acids)
Biological process (GO): protein localization to phagophore assembly site; autophagy of mitochondrion
Cellular component (GO): autophagosome; phagophore assembly site
Source: RefSeq, a predicted model, not a curated record
UAUUUGAGAAAGACAAAAACAGCGGGCACUCGGUGUGUGUUUUAGAUGUCAGCGAACAAAUUCAAAGACAUCGUGGCUCGUUUAGUUUUAUCCUUUAGAUAUUUCGAUGACAAAUGAGCAGCAACGAGGAGCGGAGUUAAAGCGACCGGGAACGUAGAGCGGGAUAAGCAGAUGGACUCGGGAACAAAACAAACCGUGUCACUAGGACCACACUAGGGGCUGAAUCAUUCACAUGCUACCUGGCUACCUCUUUUGUUCUUUAUUUUUUAACGUCUAACUCAAAGUCAGUGAAUAAAUUACACUCGUUUGUAGGCUUUUUGUUUGUUUGUCAGAGCGACUCGGUGUUAUCCAUGUCAUUGCUGUGUGGGGUUACACAAGCGGUGUUUUGGCGACAGCUGAGUUAGCAUGCUAGCUGUCCUUUGAACAGCUUUACCUGCUAAGCAGCUACAGAAUGGAGCUGAGGUCGCGAACCUGAAUUCACUUUGUAAAGGGUUUUAGUUCAAGUAGCUCGACUGGAGAAUGUGAAGCACCAUGGCCAAUUUUGAAACCUACCAAGAGUAUCAGAGAAUCGAAGACUUCGAGGAAGAUUCUCCAGCUGGAGAGGAAGAUUUACUAGUCCACGUCCCCGAAAGUCUAAAAGACUCAUGGCACCAUAUCAAGAACUUGGAUAACUUCUUCACAAGGAUUUAUCAUUUUCAUCAGAAGAAUGGAUUCGCUUGUAUGAUGUUAUCUGAGUUUUUUGAACUUGUUCAGUUUCUGUUUGUUGUGACAUUCACCACUUUCCUGGUCAACUGUGUGGAAUACGACGUCCUUUUUGCCAACCGAGCGGUCAACCACACCGGGCCGGGCCACGGCCCUUUGGAUCGGAACAAAGUCACUCUGCCAGAUGCCAUUCUACCCAGCCAGCAGUGCACUGAAAGGAUACAAGACAACAGUUGGAUCAUAUUCCUCCUCAUCAUGGCAGCAAUCUUCUGGAUCUAUCGCCUCGUUAAAGUCUUUUGCAACUUUUUAAGCUACUGGGAAAUCCGGCAGUUCUACAUCAAAGCUCUAAAGAUCAGGAUGGACGAACUAUGCAACUUCACAUGGCAGGAGGUUCAGGGCCGUAUCAUCAGCCUGCAGAAAGAACAGCAGAUGUGUAUUCAUAAGAAAGAGCUGACAGAACUGGAUAUUUAUCACCGUAUUCUGCGCUUUAAGAACUACAUGGUGGCUAUGAUAAACAAAUCCGUGCUGCCGGUGCAUUUACAGCUCCCCCUGCUGGGUAACGUGGUCUUCUUAACCCAGGGCCUCAAGUACAACUUUGAGCUCAUUCUGUUCUGGGGGCCGGGCUCCCUCUUUCAAAACAAGUGGAACUUGCACCCCAAGUACAAGCGCAGUGGGAACCGUCUGGAGCUGGCCCAGCAGCUCAGUAGAGUCAUCCUGCUGAUGGGCGUGGCUAAUCUGUUGCUGUGUCCGUUCAUCCUGGUGUGGCAGGUGCUCUACGCUUUUUUCAGCUACACCGAAGUGAUCCGCAGAGAACCGGGAAGCCUGGGCGCACGCCGCUGGUCCCUGUACGGCCGCCUGUACCUGCGGCACUUCAACGAGCUGAACCACGAGCUCCACGGACGGUUGGGGCGUGGCUACAAACCCACUUCCAAGUACAUGAACUCGUUCACGUCGCCGCUACUGACUGUGAUCGCUAAGAACGUCGCCUUCUUCUCAGGAUCGGUAUUAGCAGUUCUCAUCGCACUGACCGUUUACGACGAAGACGUUCUCACGGUGCAGCACAUCCUGACCGCUAUCACUGUGCUGGGGGUGGUCAUCACCAUCACCAGGUCUUUCAUCCCAGACGAGCAUUUGGUUUGGUGUCCGGAGCAGCUGCUGCAGUGCGUGCUGGCUCACAUUCACUACAUGCCCGACCACUGGAGAGGCAACGCUCACAAAAGCGAGACCCGCGACGAGGUGGCACAGCUGUUUCAGUACAAAGCGGUGUUUAUCCUGGAGGAGCUGCUGAGCCCCAUCGUUACUCCCUUUAUCCUCAUUUUCCUUCUGAGAAACAAGUCUCUGGAGAUCAUUGACUUCUUCAGGAACUUCACCGUGGAAGUGGUCGGAGUCGGCGACAUCUGUUCCUUCGCACAGAUGGACAUCCGACGCCACGGAAACCCGACGUGGAUGUCGGAGGGUCAGACAGAGGCCUCCAUGUACCAGCAGGCCGAGAACGGCAAGACGGAGUUGUCCCUCAUGCAUUUCACCAUAAAGAACCCACGCUGGCAGCCGCCUCAGGAGAGCUCCGUGUUCAUCAGCCACCUGAAGGAGAAGGUGCAGCACGACGCGCAGGGGGGUCCCUCCACACAGCUGCUGCUCUCUGAGGCUCCUCUCUGCACCUCACUGCAGUCCAACGAGUCUGGAACCGGGCCCGAUAACCUUCUAGCCAGUGUCCUGGCUCACCCCAUCCUAACGGCGUCUGGGCUACAAGGGCGGGACCACCGUUUCAUCCGCCCGAGCACCGCUGCAUCUGCAGCAGCCAGCGUCCUGGCCUCCUUAUCCACCUCCCAGUUUGCACACGGCAGUCGGGGGCGCCCCCACGGCCUCCUGCCCUCCUCUCUGCACCCCGAGGCCACCAUGUACCACAGCGACCGCACCGCCGUCGACAGUUUGUCCAACAGUGAGUCUCACAUGCGGAGCAACGCUCUGCACUCAGAGUUUGCGUCUGCAGAGAUGAGUCUCCAUGCCAUCUACAUGCACGAGCUCCACCAGCAGAGUUCCCACCCACAGAGGACAUCGGGUCACUGGCAGAAUCCUGUCCCAAUGAGAGAUCUGCACACAAACACGGGUUUCCACGCUCACGGCGGCCACGUUUCCAACAUUUCCACAUCCAGCCCGGCUCCUUUAGGCGGCUGGGCCGAGGUAGAAGAGGAAAACCAAGAAGAUCAGGAGAUCAACCUGGGAUCUACGCCAACUCACGGCUCCGGGAGUAGUUGUUGAAGUGCCUUUUUCACCAGGUAUGCUCCUGCAGUGAAGCUGGGCGACGUCCACGUUCCGUGUUUCUUCAUCCUGUGACAUUUGCUGAACGACCUUUUAUCACACGCGGACGCUUGUUUUUUUGUUGAACAUUGUGGCCUUAGAUGAUCUUCAUGGAGAAUUCAGCUUGGGUGUUGAAAACAUCACUAGUGUUCAUUUAAGGAGGAGUCUCUGAUGACUAAACCACUGACUCAGCAUCUCCACGCCUCAUCCUGUCAUAUCAUGGCAUCAGGGAACGACGAUGGCGUCAGGGAAACCAUUUGUCUUCCAGCUAUUGUCGUCAUGAGUUUGUAACUAAGUGUGCAUACAGAGCUAGUGUGGUUUUUAUAGGAUCUUUGUGCGACAGAUUUCCUUCUGCUCUGCCUCUUUGUGCACCAAAAUUCACUAAUUCUUGCUUUUAUUAAGAUCGUUUUCCAAAAAAAUUAAUCAAAAAGCGUCAAAUUGUGUCUGAGCGGACGACAGAUUGACCAUGUGAUGUUUGGCUUUUGUGGUGUUCUGUGAAAGAUCAGUUUAAAGAAAAAAACAGGCGAUGUAAUCUUUAAAAAAUGUAAUUUAUUAUCUUAAAAAAAAGUUCAAUAGGCGCAUCACUGCAACAAAGAAAUCCCUGUCUUCAUAAAAGGAUUUCUAGUCAUAAUCACAUUUCUUAUGCUGCUAUUCACAUGUAGACGUCCUAAAUCCAGAUUUUGUUUGAUACCUCGACAGCUCAUUGGUCAAAAGAGUCAGUUUUCUACGGUGACCCUGAAGUGCAAACCAUAUCAACAAUUUAUUUAACGCAGGAUAGCAUUAAAAAAAAUCACGACGAUAAUUAAAAAAUUAAUACAAAUAAUAAACGAGCAACAUUACAUUUUAGAAACAGAAAUAUAAUUCUGGAAAACCAAAAAGUAUUCCCAAAAAAAACCAAAACACAAUUCCAAAAGAAUGAAACAAAAAGGAAACGUUUCAAAAAAUUAGAGCAAUUAUCAUAGUGAAAUGUCAGAAAAUCCCAUGACACCUACUUUUUCCAAAAUGAAAUUUUAUUUAAUUCUUUGAAUAUUUUGUUUUCAUUUCGGCACAGUUUAAGUAAACCUUGUGACGACGUCAACUUGAGAUAUGACUUCCAAUACAUGAACAAAAAAAUAACAACUAAAACAUCAUUUCUAUUUCACUGCAACAACUUUAUGUAAAUACAAGUAAACAUAAAUUAUACUGCAAGUUAUCUCAAUAGGAGGCGUGUUAGAAGUUAUCAGAGAAAUACAAAAAAAAUAACUCCAUCUUUCUGACCAAAACUAAAAUUUGAGGUAACCAUUUAUCGCGGUCGUUUGAUAAAUCAAUGUCGAUAAAGUUUUGAUUGGUUGUGCCCGUCUAAUGUCUAGAAAUUACUUUUGUUUUAUUUUAAAUUUUAUUUUGGUUUUCCUAAAAUGUAAUUUUUUUUUGUUAUUUUCUUUAAUCAUCUAUGAUGUUAUGUAAUUUGUUAAAGUGAUUUGUACCUCUGGGCCACCGUAGUUUUAUCCUAUGAGUCUAAAAACAUAUGCAAUACUAUUACCAUUAAAAUCAGGAUCUAAAAAUAAUUAAAAUUUUGAAAAACGUAAAGUUUGUUUUAUAGCUUAACGCUAUAAAAAGCAAACUUUCUAAUUCCCUGUUAUAUUAGUGGCAGUAAAAAUAAAAGUUUAGUGAAAAUGUUCUGCUUCCAAACUGGAUUUUGGUGUAAAAGUAAACCAGAAGUCCAGCAAAUGAUUUAAGUAUUUUGUUGGAAUUUGUAUUAUUAACAAACUAAUUUGCGUCAUUCAUUCUAAUCAUAUUUUAUGCUUUUAAAAAAAAUCACAAAUGAAUCAGAAAUUCUGUUUUUGCUGAUGCAUUUUUUUGGGCCAAAGUUCCAGUUUUCAAAGUAAGAGCAUGAUAGGAAAAAAAAUAUCAUAAUUUAUUUUCUUUAAGAAUAUUUAUUAACUGUUUUCCCCCAAAUAUCUAAUUGCUAAAAGUGUAUAUGUAUUAUUUAUUUGACGGAAACAUUUUUUUUCAGUUACCAAAAAGUUACAUAAUGAAAAACUUAAGGAAAAAAAAUGAAUUUUUGUACUUUUAUUCUUCACAAAAAAAUGUCCGUAAUUGUUUCCAAUCUUAAACUAAACUAAGACGAGAGCUGCUUGUUGUGUAUAAAAUCUUAUUUUCUACUAACACUAGAUUUGUAAAGCAGAACCUCCCUGCUACUAUGAUCUCAUGAGCCACACAGGCAGUGUUUACACUUUAUUUAAGUUUUGUUCGUGUUGCAUGUGUCGGGUAAACGUGUGAUGACACCAACCCAGACCUGAACUGACGGAAAAGCAUUUUUGAGUGUGUGCAUGUGCAUAAAUACAGUUUGACCUUUUAAGAAAAGAUGGAUCUUUCUGCUCCCUAAGAUUUUAACCUCAAACAUUUCAUGAGAAGUUUAUUGUUUAACACUCACUGUGUAUUAGUAGGUUUUGAGACACUGGAGCUCAGCGUACUUUUAUUUUGAAAGUCUCCACAUUAACUUCCCUGUUGUAGAUUCUUUUGAGUACAAGCAGUGCCUUAGUAUUAGUUUUUGCUCAUUUUCAAGCUACUUUAUUUAAGCAAUAAACAAAUGUCUCAUAUAUGUAUAUUUUUUCCUCUCGUAUAUAUAUUUAGCAGAAGAUUGCCUCCAAGUAUUUUCAGAAGUAUGUAUUAUGAAGCGGUGGACUUGUAAGACGAGACUGUGGCGCUCAGAUCAAGUGUUUUGAAACCUGACCUCUUCUCUUCGUCUGAUGGAUUGUACCGUCAUCAAUAACCCUCAAAAGAACGUCUGCCUUGUCAUCGUGGCCGAGGCUGUCCGCCCGCGGUCGUCCACUACACACCAGUCCGAGCGUCACGGAGACUGGAACACGGUGCUAAACCUCUUUUGGACACGUUUUCCUACUAAACCUUUGUGUUCUGUUACUGCGGCGGAGAACACGCUAAAAGAGCUGCUUUUCUUCACAGCUGUUGCUUCCCAGAGAAGGACAUUGUUUGAGUGUGUUUGAUGAUUUCAUGUUUAUUCAAAUGUAAAAAGAAAAGAGAAAAUCACUUUCCUGUGUUGUGGAUUGGUUUGUCGUGUUUGCACCACCAGUUCGUUACAGACACUUUUUACGUGUCAUGAAAAUGUCACUUCUCCACAUGGAUCACAGGAGAAGCAUCAGUGAAAGGAUUUGGUUCAACUUCUUGUCUUGUAACGACUAAAAUUUAUUAAUUAACCCCUUAAUGCCUGUUGUCUCAAAUAUGGGACAAAAUAAAUGGGGUUAAAACAUCCAAAACAUGUAUUUAAAUUACUUAUGCUUGCAAAUAUUCCCCAAAUUAAAAACCUGCCAAAUAUUUUAAAGGUGUUGGAAUAACAACUAAAAUAUGAAGAAGAAACUAUAGAAUCAAAUAAAAGACUUGAUGAAGUGGAAUGGAUCCAUCUACAGAUGAAACACAAAACUUGCCUCAUUGUUGAAAGUCAGUUGUUUUUUAAAUAAAGUUUGAAAGCAUGAAAAAAUAA